Molecule: messenger RNA, 345 nt
Organism: Acaulospora morrowiae
Lineage: Eukaryota; Fungi; Glomeromycota; Glomeromycetes; Diversisporales; Acaulosporaceae
Source: the annotation of a GenBank genome assembly
AUGGUUAAACCCUUCUGGGUGAAGGUGGUGAAGGGGGUAUUAUCCAAGUAUUAUCCGUUAUCGCAUCACACUGUCGAAAAUCAAUACCGAGUUCGCCCACGAAUUCAAGAUGAUAUUCCAACUCUUCAAGCUCGCCAUGAUUUUCCAGUUGUCUCGAAUGUUGCUUCAGCUCCCGCAGUAUCGGCGGCGGGACAUCGUUGCCCUUGUUCUAAUUAUCAAGAAAGGCAGUUCAACGUCCUUCAAGCAGUCAACCCCGAAAAAAUUUAUGGCCUGGAAAAUAAAGUGAUUUCUUCGAAAAAAAUUCAAGAUGUGAUCGUUGAUGGCGAUCCGGAUUAUCCUUUUUAA